Molecule: messenger RNA, 1539 nt
Organism: Rhopalosiphum maidis (corn leaf aphid)
Lineage: Eukaryota; Metazoa; Arthropoda; Insecta; Hemiptera; Aphididae
Exons: 6
Coding region: 305-1453 (382 amino acids)
Source: RefSeq, a predicted model, not a curated record
UGAUACUACCGGUACCGGCUCAACGACUCGUAACUCGUGUAUUCUUAAUUCUUAUUUUGUCUGUAAAAUCCUAAAUGUAUACAGUGAAACUGACUGACUUUUGUUUAUAAGUUUUUCUCCAUUUAAUUGGUUUUUUCCACUAUUUCACUGUUUAAGUUUGUCAUAACUACUGAUUAAACUAUUUGUUCAAAACUUAUACAUUUCUCAAUCGUCUUAAAUUUACUUAAUCUAUACUACAUUUAUGAAUGUCUAAUAUUAGUUUUAAAUUUUAUUAAAUAGUCUAGAAAUUGAAACAAUUUUAAAAAUGCGCAUUAAAUUAAACCUUUUGCAAUUAACACCUGAUAGGAAUCCAGCCAUUUACUGGCUUCAUAUAGACAUGACUUACAUUAAAUUAAUAAAACAACUUAAACAAAAAGUACAAAAAGUGUUAAAUGAACCUCGUGAUAUAGAAUUAUGUUUCGAUAAUGUACCGUUUCUGGAUGAAGAUGAUAUCAAUGCAAUUAAUGAAAAUGAAGAAAUAACUGUUAUAGUGAAAAAAAGAAAUAUUUAUGAUGAACCAAAAUACACCCAAACUGAAUCAAUUAUUAUAGACCAUGAUAUGAUUCCUAAUAAUACCAAUGGAGUUUUAUCUACCUUUCAUGAUGUGGUUGUAGAACCCAUUAAUGAUAUUGAAAAUUCAACUUCAUCUGAACUAUUAAAAAAUCCUAAGAAAAGAAUACGCAAGAGGACACAUAAAAAAAAUAAAAAAAACCUUGAACCUGUUGAAAAAGAUUAUGUGGGUUCAUUAUCUGAAACUUCUAUUGUGUCUUCAAAGGAAACUUGUAAAAUGCACAAACGUUUUAAAUUAGAUAAUGUAGAAAACCUUAAUCAAGAAGAUAGUUCUCAUUCCAUACAUUCUGAAGAAGAAAAACUUGAAGUAACAAGAGAAGUUUUUCGUUGUGACUCUCCAGCUCUGAAUUUUAAAGAACAAAAAGAUACAAAGCUUCCUAUUUGGAAAAACGAAAAACCAUUAAAUAUUAAAUUCCACAAAGUUCCAGUAUUUGUACGUGGUCAAACAUGUACACCGAUAACUUCUACACAAAAUAAAAAUUAUACUGAAAACGAAAACAAUAAAUCUAGUGAUAGCAUCACAAGUGAACAUUGUGAUAUGUUAGUUGUAGAUUGGAAGAACAUGACACAGAUAAAAAUAACAAAUAUUACUGAGUUACAAAUUUAUGAUUUAUUACAAUUCAAAAUUAUGUCCAUGAAUGAAUGUGGUGAACCCCAUUUGUCAUCAGUUAUAACUGCACGUUUAGAUCACAUUUAUAAAUGUACAUUACAUAUUCAAGUACUUUCUGGAAUUAAAGAAUUUAUGACAAUUAAUCCAAAAUUUAAAAUGGAUGAUGAAGAAGAUAUUGGAACUCAGCGUGAAGUCGAAUUUGAUGAUCUUUUUGAAAUUUUUAAACUUGUUUAAUCUGUUUGCCUGUUUUAUUUGUAUAUUGUUAUUAUCAAUGUAUGAGUGAUUUGUUCAUGUUUUAUAUAAAUUGACAAUUAUCUCUA